AUGCUCGAAUAUUUCACCUGGAAAAAGAUUAAAGCUCACAAGGAAGCUGCAGCCUCUGCCACGGCCUCAACCAGUACAGCAGCCGAAACGGUCCCUGCUGGUCCACAAGAAGUUCUUUCUAACAGCGAUGAGGCUUUCCUCAGACAGCAACUUGAAGGUGCUGAUGAACCUGUGGUGAUAUUGUCUGGCGGGGGAGACUCAGGCUCUACCACCCCCGGAGCAAGCCCUCUACCGCCCGCUACUCCUGCGCCUACGCCUAUAGAGGGUAGAUCGGCGACGACGACUGGGGAGUGGUCGGCAGUAGGUCUUAAAAACCGGUUCGGAGAGUUGAGGAGGGCUGUAUCUAGCGCGGCUGAGAGGAGGAAGAAAGGAAAGACUCCAGUAGAUGUGAAAGGAAAGGGCAAAGAGCCAGAGACAUUAAAAGUGGAAAAACCAGUAGCGGAGGGAGUUCGAGAGGAAGACGAGCUUACAGCUGCACUUGAAGGCCUCAAUCUUGCUGCUGAAAACGGCCGUGUAUUCUCCAUGUCUACAGAGACAAAAAUCCUUCUCGACAAAUUCAUCUUAAUCCUCAAAGAUAUUUCCAAUGGAGCCCCAACUGCCUACCAAGACCUCAUCGAUCUCUUUGACAACUCGUCUAAAACGUUUGAAGAUACCUUCAGCACUCUUCCAUCCUUUCUUCAAAAGAUCAUAAAAACACUCCCGAAGAAAAUGCAAGCUAAGAUGGCACCCGAAUUGCUACGUACGGCAGCUGCAGUUUCCCCUGCAGCCGCAGCAGAAGCGGAGGCUUUGGGAGGGAUGUUUACGUUGAAGGAGCUAGUCACGAAACCAGGGUUGCUGAUGGGUAUGUUGAAGAGUGUGAUGAAUUUCUUGAAAUUGAGAUUUCCAGCGGCAUUGGGAGGAACGAGUUUGGCAAUGAGUAUGGGCUUGUUUGUCGUACUGUUCGUAUUAUGGUAUUGCUAUAAACGCGGACGUGAAGUGAGGCUAGAAGCUGAAGCUUCCGCUGCUGCUGCCGAACUUUUGGACGGCGUUGAGGGCGGUGGUAUUGAGGGUUCCUCAAGUGCCCCGCAGGUUAUUGUUGGGGAUAGCACAAGAAAGACAGCUUAG
Molecule: messenger RNA, 1104 nt
Organism: Morchella importuna
Lineage: Eukaryota; Fungi; Ascomycota; Pezizomycetes; Pezizales; Morchellaceae
Exons: 4
Coding region: 1-1104 (367 amino acids)
Source: RefSeq, a predicted model, not a curated record